AUGGCGUCGAGGGCAAGCUCGAGGGCUCCGUCGGCGGGAGGUAGCGCGUUAGAUGAGGAUCUCUUCUUUGACGAUGCUGUGAUGGAGACGGGCACGUGCUACGCUUGCAACUUGGAUGAUGUGCUCACGAACCUCCCCUGCCGCCACGACGGGCACACCUUCCACCAGGGCUGCUAUGAGGGGGUCAGGGCCCACUGGCGAAGCAUGAGCAACUUUCCCGCGGCGAAGGAGGCCAACAAGCAGAACUACAAGAACGACCCCAUGGCGUGGCGAGCUUCGGUGGCUCCGUUUCUCCCGAGCGCCGAGCCCGAGGUUAGGGCCCAGGCAGUGGCGAAUGCGAAGCGGGAGCACGCGGAGAUCGAGGAGCACGUGGAGAAGCAGUUCGACCAGGAGCUGGAGGACGACAUGCUGCUCACCAAGUCGCAGUACAUCGGCUGGAUGCUGAACAACGAGGCGUCGACGAGGACACGCAGGGAGCUCGGGAAGGACUUCGACCGACUUGUGGAGGAGCAGGGGGACAAGCACAAGAACAGGAACGGCGAGAGCCGCGUGAAGCAUGAGGGAUAUGGGACGCUGCGGAAGGGCAAGAGCAACGAAGCCAAAAAAGGCGUGCUGAAGGUCAGCGAGAUCGACGUUGAGACCUACAGCCUCAAGCGACGGAGGUUGACUACGAAGACGGCUUCCACGGCUUGGUCAGUGUCAGGUUCGAGUUCGGGAGUCUCGACGCCUGUGCCGCCAACGAAGAAGAAAGCUGGAAGCGAGCGCCAGGAUCUCUCGGCGUUAGAGUUGCUCCGCAGGCAAUCGAUCCUGUCGCGGAAGAUCGAGGAUGCGCUGAACACCUUGAAUGGCGCCGCAGGCGAGAAGACGAAGAUGACUACCAUGUCGGAGAAGCUGGCCAGUCUCGAUGCCAAGCACCAGCUGCCCACCAAGACCGAUGCGAUCGCCAAGAAGGCCGACGACCAGACGGAGAUCCUGAAGGAGAAGAAAGGUGAGGUGAACCAUUCGACUGUGGAGAACUUGGCGUCGCUCGAGAGGUCCGCCGAGGUCGCCAUCGAGCAGCUGGAGAUCGCCAAGAGGGCCUGCAAGGACCACUACGAGGCCAUGGACUUCGUAUUCAAGGACAGGAAGGUCCAGGAGCGCAAGGUCUACCAGGCCGAGCACCACCAGAUCAUGAAGGUUGCGAACUCCCUGAUCUCGGGUGGCUUCAAGAAGAAGCUGGGGAUCGCGGUUGCGAGAAACAUCCGCGGCUACCCGCUGGCGGAGAAUAAGCUGACCAACCACGCGCUGGGAGUUGCUGCCCCCGAGGACGACGAGGCGGAGUACAGUGGGGACACCAUCCAGAUCUUCUGCAGCGCGGGUACAACAAUCGAGAAGAUGGUCAACCAGUUCAUGGCGGAGUCGGCCACGAAGAUGGAGGCCAAGAUCACGACCAUGGACAACCUCAUGCUCAGGGAGGCGAAGGCGCCAGGGGCCAUUGGCCGCAUCCAGAGCUCGUUGCAGACGUUCGACUUCGCGCCCCUCCCGAAUGACAUGACUCUUGAUGCAGAUGGUGGUGCGGACCCCUGGAUGUUCACAGCUAGGUUCAACGCGUUCAGGUUUGGUGCAGCUGCAGUUCCUCUUCCUGGCGUAGGCUUCGUCAUGAAGAAUUGGGAGAGCCAGAUGUACGUGGGCCUCUUCAAGAUCGAGAGCCUGCUCGAGGACGGUAUCGUGAUGCCGAGCGCCGCGAAGUUCCUUGAGACGGACGACGGCGUCAAGUUUUUCGAGCGCUCCGAGUGGGUGGUGGUUCCGCCGAAAGGGAUCUUGAGUGUGCCGUGGGGUUGGGUCGCGAUGCCAGUGUUCUACGAGCCUAAGAAAACGACGGAAUGGGGCCACGCUUGGUGUUUGGCGAAGCUCUCGGUGACGGAGGCCAAGAGGUGCGGCACGGAUGUGCUGAAGACGAUCAAGGCCUUCAACGAUGACCACAUGAAGGGCUCUGCGGCGGUGCCCAUGUGGAAGGCCAGGGCGACGAAGUUCAGUCAAUUUAUGGAGUCCGUGUUGCAAUGAUCGGGGGUCGCACCACGGAGAAACGAGAAAUGGGGUACGCACGA
This is a messenger RNA of Prorocentrum cordatum, 2087 nucleotides long. Lineage: Eukaryota; Dinophyceae; Prorocentrales; Prorocentraceae. The record is from the annotation of a GenBank genome assembly.